This is a messenger RNA of Olea europaea var. sylvestris, 732 nucleotides long. RefSeq lists its product as uncharacterized. The transcript has 2 exons. Lineage: Eukaryota; Viridiplantae; Streptophyta; Magnoliopsida; Lamiales; Oleaceae. The record is from RefSeq and is a predicted model, not a curated record. The coding region runs from base 1 to 732 and encodes 243 amino acids.
AUGUUUGCCAGCAAUAAGUCUUCACUUCUUGCCCGCUUCACUCGUACACUUAACUCUGAGUUUGCCACUAAAGACUUAGGCUCUCUCAGCUAUUUUCUUGGUCUUGAAGCCACUCCAACUUCUGAUGGUCUCUUCAUCAGUCAACUCAAAUAUGCACGGGACAUUCUUACUCGAGCUCAAUUAUUUGACAGUAAACCUAUUCACACGCCCAUGGUUGGUUCUCAACAUCUUUCUGCUGAUGGUUCUCUGUUUUCAGACCCUACUCUCUAUAGAUCCCUCGUCGGUGCAGUACAGUACUUGACUAUCACAAGGCCCGACAUUGCUCAUGCUGUCAACUAUGUCAGUCAAUUCUUACACGCUUCCACUGAUGAUCACUUUCUGACUGUUAAACGCAUCCUCCGCUAUGUUAAAGGCACCAUUCACUAUGGCCUACAUUUUUGCCCUUCCACUUCUCCUGGUGCUCUUGUAGCCUAUUCUGAUGCUGAUUGGGCCGGCUGCCCGGAUACUCGUCGUUCGACCUCUGGUUAUUCUAUCUAUCUUGGCGACAAUUUAGUUUCCUGGAGUUCCAAGAAACAGCCGACUGUCUCUCGUUCCAGCUGUGAAUCUGAGUAUCGUGCCCUUGACUCCACUGCCACUGAACUCAUCUGGCUCACACAUCUCCUACUGAGCCCGCGGAGAAACCAGUGCACCUUGUCAGUACCAUCAACUGGACAACCAAUUGCAUGUAGUUGA